AUGGGCCUGUCCUACAAUACCUACCUCAACAGCACCAAAAUAUAUGGUUGCAAAGCCUGCAAGGCCCAUCUGGCCAACCAUGAAGACAUCAUCAGUAGGAAGAACUUUCGAGGUCAGCACGGCAAAGCCUACCUCUUUCACAGCGUCGUCAACAUUGAAACUGGCGAGCCGAGCGAGCGAAACAUGACCACGGGGAGGCACAUUGUCUGUGACAUCACAUGCCGGCAAUGCAAGGAGACGGUUGGCUGGAAAUAUGACAAGGCGUAUGAAAAUACACAAAAGUACAAGGAGGGCAAAUUCAUCCUCGAAGCUGAGUUGCUGUGCAACGUUGCUUGA
Molecule: messenger RNA, 336 nt
Organism: Cordyceps militaris CM01
Lineage: Eukaryota; Fungi; Ascomycota; Sordariomycetes; Hypocreales; Cordycipitaceae
Product: Yippee zinc-binding protein
Exons: 2
Coding region: 1-336 (111 amino acids)
Cellular component (GO): ubiquitin ligase complex
Source: RefSeq, a predicted model, not a curated record